AGUUACAAGGCUAAUGGAAAUUCCAUUUUCAGAACAAGUUAUAAAUUUAGAUAAACUGGAUCUCGCGGAUAAUAAUUAAUGGUGGAAAUACGUGUUAGGGAUGAAUAAUUGUUUUCGGUUCGCGCGGGUAUAUAAAAGCCGAUCGAAAUCCCGAUGCUGACCAAAGCUGAAGUGAGUUUUGAAAGUGUGGAAGAUAAUUUGAGAAAAGAAAACAAACAACAUGUUCAAACUAAUCUUAUUCGUCACUAUUUUGUGCUAUGCCUCCGCAGCCCCCUCUCCAGGGAUAGUGUCGCACCACGUCGUAGCUCAUCCAGUACCAAUAGUAGCUCAUCCCGUGGUACCCGUAGUUAAGGCUGUCCCAAUAGUACCUGUUGUCCGAACUUAUCAUCCGGUGGUACCAAUUGUUAAAACUGUCCAUCCUGUUAUUGUACAUCACUGAGGAUUUUUUUGGAAUUGAUUAUGUUAUUGUUCAAAACUAUAUCCAUUCUGUUAUGUUUUGUUUUUGAUAACCUUUUAUAAUUAUUGAAAAAAAUAUAUAAUGUUUGUUCGAGAUUAAUAAUUUGUAUUAAUAUUGAUUUGAGGUCAAUUAUUAUUUCAGGAUGCACAUUAUUAUGAAAUAUUGAGAAACCUAAUGUAAGGUUCGGACAUUUGGAAUAAACGAAAUAUAGUUUCAA
Messenger RNA from Ceutorhynchus assimilis (cabbage seed weevil), 674 nucleotides. The record is from the annotation of a GenBank genome assembly. NCBI's taxonomy places the organism in Eukaryota, Metazoa, Arthropoda, Insecta, Coleoptera, Curculionidae.